This is a messenger RNA of Rhincodon typus (whale shark), 1631 nucleotides long. Its product is annotated as protein kinase C-binding protein 1-like. NCBI's taxonomy places the organism in Eukaryota, Metazoa, Chordata, Chondrichthyes, Orectolobiformes, Rhincodontidae. Gene Ontology annotation, biological process: regulation of DNA-templated transcription. The transcript is spliced from 11 exons. The record is from RefSeq and is a predicted model, not a curated record. The coding region runs from base 93 to 1631 and encodes 512 amino acids. Gene Ontology annotation, molecular function: protein binding.
CAUCAAGCUUAUGUUUCAAGCCCUUCUCUGAGUACUGAGUUACUGUCCACCAUGUUUUUUUAAGUAUUGACUUAACUCUGUGUUACAGUACAAUGCAACCACAGAGUUUGGCUGAGGACCCGCCGAAACAGGAGCAGGAAGAAGAGGAGGAAGAGGAAGAGGAAGAGGACAUGGAGAUAUCAACCAGAUCAAGAGACUCUGGUUCUGCAGAACGUGCAGGACUGAAAAGAAAGCAACUUAGCCCUCAGCCAUCCUCAAAUGGACACUCACCCCAAGAUGAAUCAUUGAGUCCCAUUAAAAAGAAGAAGAAACCUGGCUUGGCUAAUUCAAGUAAAGAGCAGUUGACACUUAGACGUGGUCCCUUUGCUUCUAUGAAGCAGCCAUUCACCAAAGACCUUCUUCAUGUUGUACCACAGGAUGGUCGAAAUGACUUCUAUUGCUGGGUGUGCCACCGGGAGGGCCAGGUUCUGUGCUGCGAGCUCUGUCCUCGUGUCUACCAUGCAAAGUGUUUAAAACUGAACGCUGAACCGGAAGGGGACUGGUUCUGUCCAGAAUGUGAGAAAAUCACAGUCGCUGAAUGUAUUGAGACUCAGAGUAAAGCUAUGACCAUGCUUACUAUAGAUCAGUUAUCUUACCUGCUGAAAUAUGCACUACAGAAGAUGAAGCAGCCAGGAACUGAGCCCUUCCAGAAGCCAGUUUCAUUAGAACAGCAUCCUGAUUAUGCUGAAUACAUCUUCCAUCCAAUGGAUAUUUGCACAUUAGAAAAGAAUGUCAAGAAGAAGAUGUAUGGGUGCACUGAAGCUUUCCUUGCUGAUGUCAAAUGGAUAUUGCAUAAUUGCAUCAUAUAUAAUGGUGCCAAUCACAAACUAACAGCAACAGCAAAAGUGAUCAUUAAAAUCUGCGAGCAUGAAAUGAAUGAGAUUGAAGUUUGUCCAGAAUGCUACUUGGCAGCAUGCCAGAAGAGAGACAACUGGUUCUGUGAACCUUGUAGUAACCCCCACCCUCUUGUCUGGGCUAAACUUAAAGGCUUUCCCUUUUGGCCUGCAAAAGCACUGCGGGAUAAGGAUGGACAAGUUGAUGCACGCUUCUUCGGGCAGCAUGACAGGGCCUGGGUUCCAAUAAACAAUUGCUACCUCAUGUCAAAGGAAAUUCCCUUUUCUGUGAAAAAGACUAAAAGCAUCUUCAACAGUGCAAUGCAAGAAAUGGAGGUUUAUGUGGAAAACAUUCGCAAAAAGUUUGGGGUAUUCAAUUAUGCACCUUUCCGGUCGCCAUAUACUCCCAACAACCAAUUUCAGAUGUUAAAAGAUCCCCAGAAUCCAGCAGCCGGAACUGCUAAACCUGAUAAAUAUGAAAAAAUGAAAUUAAACUUUGAUAUGACUGCAUCACCGAAGAUAGUUCUCAGCAAGUCCAUGUUGAUCAGUGGUCCCAAUAGGAGAAUUUCACUAACGGAUAUGCCCCGCUCACCCAUGAGUACAAACUCUUCAGUACAUACUGGUUCUGAUCUAGAAACUGAACCUGCUGAAAAGAGUAUGAAAGCAGCUUCCAGUCACUUCAGUGCAAGUGAAGAGUCCAUGGAUUUCAUCGACAGAAAUACAGGUACGAUCCCCCAAGGUAAGAACUUGGGUGAGUAG